AUGACCAUGUCCAAAAAGUUGUUAGAUGCCAAAGUACCGUUGAAAGAAGAUGAUAAUCAAGACUUGGCUUGGUUAAAUAUGAACUUGAAGUGGUAGGUGUUGCGUUAGACGGGACUUUACCCUUAAAUUAAUGCAUUCUACUAGAAAUCGUAUUCUAGCCUCUUAAAAAGUAGUAAAAACUUCUUUAAAACUGAACGACUUUAGGCCGCUAAUGUUUAACUACAUAUGGUUUUUUGGACUGUCCAUGGUUGGGUUAUUCAUGCCUUCAUUCACGUCAAGAUCUCCGUUUGAAAAGUUCGACUUCUUCAAACAGCUAGCCUAUUCGUUCGGCAAAGAAUGGGGAUUUUGUCAUGUAAGCCUGACCAAACUUCUGUAUUUUAUACUUCAUUUAGUAGACUGUUUAAAUAAUUCUGCGCCCUCAACCCAAAUACAUUAUAGAAUUUAGAAAGCACAGAAUUAUUUAAACAACAAUAUAUUUUUAGAACGCUGAAGCAGCUGUGCCUUCGCAAUACCUGUCAUUGUUGAGACAUACAGCGCUUUAUGUUUGGAAUAAUGUGUCACUGCGACUUGCUUGUUGUUUAUCAAUGCCAUUUCGUAUGGGGAACUGUUUUGUAAUACAGUAAGUUUAUACAGGUUUUGCCUGACAUAUAGAGCUGUUCAGUUACGGCUACUAGGCUUAGGAUUAGUAGGCUUUGGUUUAGUAGACUUAGGCUUAGUAAGCUUACGCUUAGUAGGCUUAGGCUUAGUAGGCUUAGACUUAAAACGCUUAAGCUUAGUAGGGUUAGCUUUAUUUGGCCUAGACUUGGUAGGCUUAGCCUUAGACUUACAUUAGUUAGCUUAAAUUUACAGGGAAGGUACCCGACCUCAGAUUUCGUUCAAUUUUUUUUAAUUGAAAGGUCACGUGAAUGUAAGAUCUUAUGCAAAAUUCUAAGUUGCGGUUUGCGGCCAGACUUGAGAAAAUCGAAAUCAAAAAACCGCGUUUUGAAUUUCCCGCCAAGUUGGCAUUGUGUUUCAAGAUUAUAACUUUGUCAGUUUUUGACUUUUAACUAUUUUUCUUUAAUAUAAUGAUAAAAAAGUUCUUAAUGUACCUACAAUUUUAAAUUUGUAAGCCUGUCUUAUCUGGAACAUCAAAAAAAGUGUUUGCAACACAAUGCCAAAUUGGCGGGAAUUUCAAAUAUUUAAUUUUUAAAACUUAAAAUCGCAAACUAAGAUUUUUUAUAUGUGCUACUGGUACUACAAAGAAUCCGUAUAAAAAUUUUGAGCUAUUUCUGAGAGUUACAGGUAGGGUACUUUCCUUGUUAGAACUUGUGAGCAACUAUGUAGUUUGUGGCAAGAUAACCAUGCCUAGCUUAUAAAAAUUAUUAUAGCUGUUACAUGAUGAUAUCUUGAGGAAAAACGGAGUAAAAUCCCAGCACUCGCAGUCAUUUGUUGGGUCGUUUUACACCGAGGCAAAUAUGAUAUAAAACCACAACAUUACAUAAGAAAACGUUGCGUAACACCAUUUCUUGCAAUUUCACUAAGGCUAUAUUGUUAUAAAAUCAAUACUAGGUCAUUGUGUAAAAAGUUCGUUUUUGUGAGGGGUUCCGCAACAUAACUAUAGGCUACGGCUAGAGCAAGAGUUAAAUUUAGGAAUAAGGCUAGGAUUAAUGCUAGCACUAUGACUAGAGCUCUGAUCUAUGCUAGGUUUCUGAGCUAGGGCUAUGUAGCAAAUAUAUCAUUACUUCAUAUCAGCAAAGAACUGUACUACAUUCUGCUACGACACAACUGCGUGUACCAAAUACUCAACCAUUUUUGUUUGGCCUGUUCAUUAUUAGAUGUCACUAGUAUUACUUUGUUAUCAUGCAUUCAUAUCAUCUUGGAUUCCCCUUGUAAGUUCAUACAUCACGUUUACCGUAUGUUACCAAAAAUACCAUAAUUACCCUGCCCAACAUACUAAAAGCUUUACAAUAGAAUACCGUGCUUACUAUUAGGUUGUUCAAAUAAUUCUGAGCGCUCCCCCUCGCCAACCUUAAAAAAAACGUUUUGAGAAAGGGCACAAAAUUAUUUGAACAAACUAAAGCUCAUACCUAAACUUCAAAAACUAACUUUUUUUAUAUUACAGUAGCCUACAAAAUAGUCUUCACCAUAUGGAUAAUAUCGUCAGCCUUGUCGUUCUGUAGCAAUGCCAUGUUAGUGACAUUCAUUCGUAUCGAGAGUAGUGUCGACAAACUCAUAUUUGUCAUCAAAACCGCCUGUUGUGUCAUGUUCGUAUGGCAGGCCGGUUUCCUGUACCAUUUCCAUAAGACUUUCGUCGACUCGCCCAGCUGCCAUUCCUAUGUCAAGUUCGAUGUGGUUUUGGCCGAAUACGCCGUUUUCAUAUCGUAUUACACGUUCGAACUGACAAAGUUGUACGAUGUGAAGGAUUGUCGACUGAUUAUUUACCCAAGAACUAGUACUGGAGAGUGCACGAAACUGGUACCACAAAACUUCGAUGGUGGUGUGUUUACUGGAGCUGAGGAUUGGCCAUACUAA
This is a messenger RNA of Bursaphelenchus okinawaensis, 2511 nucleotides long. Lineage: Eukaryota; Metazoa; Nematoda; Chromadorea; Rhabditida; Aphelenchoididae. The record is from the annotation of a GenBank genome assembly.